Daphnia pulicaria is the source of this 663-nucleotide messenger RNA. RefSeq lists its product as uncharacterized. The record is from RefSeq and is a predicted model, not a curated record. The transcript has 3 exons. Bases 1 to 663 code for a protein of 220 amino acids. NCBI's taxonomy places the organism in Eukaryota, Metazoa, Arthropoda, Branchiopoda, Diplostraca, Daphniidae.
AUGGCCAGCCUUGUUACCUUUUGGUUAACAAGUUUCCUAGUGUUGAUUGGAGAAAAUCUGGCCAUCCCAGUUGAGGAACCUCACGGAGUCGACUUGCUGUCGGCUCUCAAAAGGGGCAACCCGCUGAUGAGUUUCACGACGAAGACGUCGACGGUGACCCGGACCGAAGUGACGACGCAUUGGCUUCCGUCCGUCAUUUGUGCAAAGCUCGUCAACGUGACUGGACAAUGCCGACUUCAACCACAAGGAAAUGCUGAAGACGGCCGCAUCUACCAAAUGGAACAGCCAGAGGUACUCACUUUUGAUGACGACAUGGACGAGGCCGACGUUCUUGUACAACUUCAACCAACGAUAACGCUCAAAGUGGAGCCAACAGACAUGCCGGUUAAUUUGGAGUCGAAUUCAAACAUGAGAUUGGAAGCCUCUUGGACGGACCCUGCCCAAAAGGAUGGCACAGAGAGUCCCGAUAAAUCGGGUUUAGCUGAAUCCAUUCGGGCAUAUUUCAAAGUGAUAACAAUCGAAAAAGUGACCGUGACGGAGACAGCUGUAACUUUCCUGCCGUCUACUACCAAAACCAUUUUCAUCAUGAAAUGCACGCCCAGGCCUUUCACGGUUAGCAUUUGCUCAAGGGGACCGAGAGGACCAAGGCAAGAAAUGGAGUGA